CCUUCGCGGCAGCGACGUCGCCGGCGCCCUUCAGCGCGGACGGAAGAUGGCGUCCGCUACCCGCGUUAUUCAGAAGCUGCGGAACUGGGCAUCUGGGCAAGAUCUGCAGGCGAAGCUGCAGCUGCGCUACCAGGAGAUCGCCAAGCGGACUCAGCCUCCUCCCAAGCUCCCUGUGGGCCCCAGCCAUAAACUGUCCAACAAUUACUACUGCACUCGCGAUGGUCGCCGGGAAGCUGUGCCCCCCGCAAUCAUCAUGUCCUCACAGAAGGCACUGGUGUCAGGCAAGACAGCAGAGAGCUCAGCUGUGGCAGCCACUGAGAAGAAAGCAGUGACGCCUGCUCCUCCCAUGAAGAGGUGGGAGCUGUCCACAGAUGAGCCUUACCUGUGACCCUGUGCCCACAUGCCCAUAGGCUACUUGGCCAUGUCCUCGGCCACCUGACUGCUUUUCCUCCUGGAAUUCCCUCUGGGGAGACUGUGACCUAACUUAUGAAAAAUACAUGAAGUUCCAAAUCA
Messenger RNA from Sciurus carolinensis (gray squirrel), 513 nucleotides. RefSeq names its product NADH:ubiquinone oxidoreductase subunit A7 (gene Ndufa7). NCBI's taxonomy places the organism in Eukaryota, Metazoa, Chordata, Mammalia, Rodentia, Sciuridae. The coding region runs from base 47 to 388 and encodes 113 amino acids. Gene Ontology annotation, biological process: mitochondrial electron transport, NADH to ubiquinone; ATP synthesis coupled electron transport. The transcript has 4 exons. Gene Ontology annotation, cellular component: mitochondrial inner membrane. The record is from RefSeq and is a predicted model, not a curated record.